Messenger RNA from Belonocnema kinseyi, 2638 nucleotides. Its product is annotated as SET and MYND domain-containing protein 4-like. NCBI's taxonomy places the organism in Eukaryota, Metazoa, Arthropoda, Insecta, Hymenoptera, Cynipidae. The record is from RefSeq and is a predicted model, not a curated record. The transcript is spliced from 10 exons. Bases 212 to 2347 code for a protein of 711 amino acids.
CGUAGAAGCUGCUAGAUAAUAGUUUCUCGUUUCCUCAGCCAGUUUGAAUCAAACUUUUACGAGAGUUUAAUGCAUCGAUUAUUCCUCGACUUAAAAGUUUAUACUUCAAACAAUAAAUUCUGCGCUCGUUCUUACAUCGAUUCCCUACUAAAUGUGUGAUUAUUCAAAGGAAAUUAAAAGUUUAUAAUGUUUUUAUUUGAAGUAAGAAUUCAUGUUCUAUGAGUUAAUAACUUCAAGAGACUGCGAAUUACAAUUUUUCAAAAGCCAGAGGAUGGAUUACCCGGAUCCAUUUUACAGAUCGCUAUGCUCUUCCGAGACGCUUCGCUCAAGUGCAAAGGGAUUCUUCCAUGAGUUCAGUGAAACCGUGAUAGAGCAAGCUGGUGAUUCUUGGAUCGAGGAAACCUUUGGUAAACUCCAGAAUGACGAUGAUCGGAUCAGAACUGUCUUCACAGACUCAAGGGUGAAGACUGUGGUGCUUGACACAUUGGGAAGAGUAAUGCACCUUUACCGUGAUAAGGAUGCUACCAUUUCGAGAAAUAAGAGACUCGAAGGUUUGAAACUGGCAAGCGUUGGUGAACACGAGAAGGCUCUCUUGUUUCUAAGCCAAGCAGUGCUUCGAGCCCCCGUGACAGGAAAAGUCAAGACUGUGGAUCAAGGUUUAAGUUUGCCUUUGGCCCUCCUUGCCAGGGCCGACACCCUCAUCGCUCUCGGAGAAUAUAACUUUGCUCUUGAAGAUUUGCAAAUGGCUGAUGAGAAAGAUAUAACUAAAACGAUAAGAGACCAGUUGCAACGAAAAAAAGAUGAAUGUCGGAACCUGUCGGAUAAAUCUGGAGAAUCUUUGGCUCUUCGAAAGAAGACAGAAAGCAAGAUCGGAGUGAUUCCAGAAUUUACUUGCGGUCAGAAACCGGAUCUUCCGGGAGUCUCGAAUCUCGUGGAAAUUCAAGAAUCUGCCACGGCUGGUCGACAAGCUGUUGCAACAAUGGAAAUUAGUCCGGGUGAUACCCUAGCCACAGAACCACCCCUGGCCUCUUGUCUGUUACCCGAAUUUUAUGGCACACAUUGUCAACAAUGCUUUUCACGGUUAAGAGCUCCAGUUGGCUGCCCCGAGUGUAGUAGCGUGGCUUUUUGUGGACAAAAAUGCAGAGACGUGGCUCUCUCGACAUACCACAAAUAUGAAUGCAAAAUUCUUGCUCUCCUAAUAGGGUCCGGAAUGAGUGUACUGAGUACAGUUGCUCUGAGAAUGGUGACACAAGAGGGUCUGAAGAGGUGCCUGAAGAUACAUGAAAAGGUGAUUUCAAGGAAGUGCGAUAAGAAAAUACCAACAGUCGAGGAAAAGGAAGAAGUAGAGUCUUCAGAAAGUAUCAAAAUGAGCAGAUCAGCUAAGAGGCGACUGCGAAAAAAAAAAUUGAAAGAAUCUGCUUCGAAUGGAGCAGAUCCAGCUUCAGUUAAGACUGAUGAAGAAGAUCUGGAAGUGGAUGAUAGAGCUUACGAGUUGGUAACUCUCUUCUCAAAGAGAACUGCCAAGGACUUUCUUGAAAGAACGAUAAUGACCACGUUUUUACUGAAAUGCUUGCAGCGCGUUGGAUUCUUUGAUCAUCCCUCCAAGGCUGAUGAACCCCCGAGCAAUGAAGAAACUAUUGUAGGAUCGUUGCUCCUAAAAAAUCUACAAGUACUACAAUUUAAUGCCCACGAGGUAUAUGAAACUCGAUUAGGAAGCGAGCACCGCUACAGAGGAAGUAAAACUAUUUACAUAGGAGUGGCAAUUUACCCAACGGUAGCCCGAUUCAAUCACGAUUGCUACGGUGCUGUUACAAGGUAUUUUGUUGGUCGGAACAUAGUGAUAAGAGCAUUGCGAACUCUGAAAGCUGGGGACGUUGUCGCUGAAAAUUAUGGUCCCGUAUUUACCAAGAGAAACUUUGCAGAAAGACAAAGGACUCUUGCUGGCAGAUAUUGGUUUAAAUGUUCCUGUACCGCUUGUAGAGAAAACUGGCCAACCUUUGACAGUAUGACCAACAUUUCUGCUAGACUAAGGUGUCCAACAAAAGGAUGCAGCCGGCUUUUUGCACAACCACGUGAAGAGAACAAGUUGUUGAAAUGUCUUGCGUGUCAGAAAAAAAUAAACCUCGACCAUCAGAUGGCAGAGUUAGAAAAGACUGAAACAUUAUACACAGAGGGUCUAAAUUUAAUGGAAUUGGAGCAUACAGAGGAAGCUGUAAAGAAGUUUAUAGAGGCAUUGAAGAAGUUUCACCAAGUUGCAUCUCCUCCUCAUCGAAUGACACAUUUGGUGGAAAUUGCUUUGGCAAGUUGCAUGGCUGAUGGAGGCAACAUUUGGAGACCAAAGUGUUAAUUUUCAAAGCUUUCAAAGGGCUUUAAAGAACUUUUAGGUGAUUAUUAGUAGACAGGAUACUAAAGUUCUGAGACUUUGAAAAUUUAACGGGACUUGUAUACAGGUUGUAUGUAGCAUAUAAUAUAUAAUUAUCUAAUGUAUGAAGUAGCGAAUCGACAACUUUCCGUGCUGUAGCUGUAACAUAAUACGUUCUAAAGCAGAAGUAAAAAGGGGUAAUUUCCCACAGAAUUUAAAUAAGAAAUUUUCUCUAUGCUUUGAAAUAAAAACUCUUCAGCGAUUUUGAUUCCAUAA